CCAUCGGACUGAAGCAAUUGUACAGCCAUGGUUGAACACAGCCAGAGCCUGAAGGAACUGAGAAAUGCUUAUGAUCAAAAUAGAUGAACUGACUAAACUGAAUAUGGCCUUAAUCCUCCAAUUAUCAUCUUCCUCUCUUAUCACGAGGACCAGGAAUCACAGAGCUAAAUGCUUGAAUCUCUUCGCCAAAUCGCAAGACCCAUCUUCAGCUCAGUCUACCGAAGACGCUGCAUCAUCCACGGAGGUCUCGCCGCAGAAGAAGCUCGGCGGAGCCGGCCUAGGUUUCGGCCCCUCAAUUUCCAAGAGAAAGCAGAAGGGAAAGAGAGAGACGACCCCCGUAAUUCGCCGAACCCCCAUUGAAAAGCCCAAAUUCGAUUCGCAGCCGGCCAGAGCCCAGCCCCAGGAACCCAAAGGAAAUGAGAGCGCUUUCAUUCUCGCUUGGUUAGGGCUUGGCGCAAUCAUUAUUGUUGAGGGUGUUGUUCUUUCUGCUUCAGGGUUUCUACCAGAGCAGUGGGAUAAUUUCUUUGUGAAGUAUC
Cuscuta epithymum is the source of this 536-nucleotide messenger RNA. The record is from the annotation of a GenBank genome assembly. NCBI's taxonomy places the organism in Eukaryota, Viridiplantae, Streptophyta, Magnoliopsida, Solanales, Convolvulaceae.